UAUGAGGACACUCAGAACUCGCUGUGUGAUCUGAGGAAGUGUUGUGAGAGGACAGAGCAGGAGAAACGCUCCAUCAACGAGGAGCUGGAACAGUGUAAAGUUAACCUCAAACUGCUGCAGGACAAGGGCAAGAAUGCCGGUUGGAGCCCCUGGAUGCCAGUUGUAGCAGUGAUGGUAGCAGUGACUGCUGCGGUGCUUUAUCCCAACUUCUCCAAGAGCACCUCCACCUGAGACCUUACCUACUACAUGUCCUCUACCACGUCUUCUUCUGGCAUCUCUACCUCUGCCCACACCAAUCCCCUGCCCAUUUUUGAUUGAUUCAUUAAUCCAUUAAUUCAUCUAUUGAUUAAUUUAUUACCUCUGGUCGGUUCCCCUACAGAAAGUCCCUCUGCUUUAAACUGUACAAAGUAUAACUGUAUAUAUAUAGAGAGAGAGAGAGAGCGAUCAAGAGAAGUAGUAUUU
Messenger RNA from Oncorhynchus keta (chum salmon), 462 nucleotides. Its product is annotated as sarcolemmal membrane-associated protein-like. The annotation marks the transcript as partial. The record is from RefSeq and is a predicted model, not a curated record. NCBI's taxonomy places the organism in Eukaryota, Metazoa, Chordata, Actinopteri, Salmoniformes, Salmonidae. The transcript is spliced from 2 exons.